Saitoella complicata NRRL Y-17804 is the source of this 813-nucleotide messenger RNA. Its product is annotated as DER1-domain-containing protein. The record is from RefSeq and is a predicted model, not a curated record. Gene Ontology annotation, molecular function: ubiquitin-specific protease binding; misfolded protein binding. Lineage: Eukaryota; Fungi; Ascomycota; Saitoellomycetes; Saitoellales; Saitoellaceae. Gene Ontology annotation, cellular component: Hrd1p ubiquitin ligase ERAD-L complex; endoplasmic reticulum membrane. The transcript has 3 exons. Bases 1 to 813 code for a protein of 270 amino acids. Gene Ontology annotation, biological process: endoplasmic reticulum unfolded protein response.
AUGGACGCCCCCCGUGGACAGAAUGACUUUGCGAGAUGGUACUACGGCUUGCCUCCGGUGUCGAGGACGGUGCUCUUCGCAUCUUUCUUGACUUCGAUCGCUCCGCUGUUGCAACUGAUCCACCCUUACCAAAUCUUCAACAUUUGGCCGAUGACGUUCAAGGGACAGCUUUGGCGACCCUUCACGGCAUCGCUUUAUGCUGGUGGCGGUAUCGAGAUGCUGAUGGGGUUGUUCUUCUUCUACAAUCACAGUACGGAUCUCGAGACUAAGAAAUUCAUGAGGACUGCGGAUUAUGCUUUCUUCUUGACGUUUUGCUGGGCAAUCAUCGUGGUGAUUUCAUACUUCAUUGACGGAUACCUCUACUUCAAUGCCGUUUCCAUGUCUGUCGCGUACGUCUGGUCUCAGAUGAACCGUGACCGGCAAAUGUCAUUUAUGGGCUUCAUCCCCAUGAAGGCGAUGUGGCUGCCAGUGUCCAUGUUGGUGAUGACAUUCGUCAUGAAUGGUCCUGGCUCUGCCUUUCAGAUGCAGCUUGUCGGUCUCGUUGCGGGCCACACUUACCUCUUUGUGACCGAGAUCUACCCGGGAAGCCAUGGUGUCCGUCCUCUUAUUCAUACUCCGACUUGGUUCGCCCGCCUCUUUGGCAAUGCUGGCCAUGCAAGGAUGCGCACUAUGCCGUACGGCACCGCUUUCAACCCAAGGGACAGGCAGACAGGUGCUGGAGAUGCUGCUGCUGGCCAAGCUACGGGUUUUGGGUCUGCUACGUCGAACUCCACUGCGUUCAGGGGGGCUGGACACCGUUUGGGAGACUCUUGA